UUACAGCAGGUAUAAGCAGUUCCUUCUUGUCCUUGAGUUUGAGUCGGGGCCUCCUGCCUCUUCUCACCUUUCCCAAAGAGCCAUAACAUUGAAUUUCAGAAAAGAUGGCUGCACUGAAAGAGAAGCGGACCUGUGCUCAGCGAUGUGAAGAUUUUGGGUACUUUGUGUGGAACCCGGACACCAAGCAGUUACUGGGAAGAACACUUGACAAAUGGGUGUACAUCAGCCUCUACUAUGUGGCUUUUUACAUUGUGAUGUCAGGAUUGUUUGUACUUGCCUUGUAUGUACUGCUGUCAACACUCAGUCCUUACACGCCGACGUAUCGUGACCGGUUACAAUCACCAGGAGUGGUGAUGCGACCAAAUACAUAUGGAGAUGAAGGCUUGCUGAUUGUGUACGAGGUUAAUAAACCCGACAGUUACACCCCCUUAAUACAUACCCUUCAAAAUUACCUCACACCAUAUAAUAGGACAGAGCAACAUGCCCACUAUGAAAAUGAGCACUGCAAUGGCAACAAGUACUUUACUCAGAAUGAACCCAAAGAUCCAGAGCAGAAAUUGUUAUCCUGUCCUUUCUAUAGAAGCAGUCUAGGAAAGUGCUCUGGGAUGGACAAUUCAACAUUCGGCUAUCCAGAUGGUCAGCCAUGCAUCAUUAUCAAAAUGAAUAGGAUUAUAAAAUUUUUUCCAAGUGGUAAAGGAUCACCCCCACCUUACGUCAACUGCUCUAUGUUGAAAGGGGAACCUAAAAAUCUGCAUAAUAUUGAAUAUUUUCCUCCAAAUGGCACUUUUGAUUUGCAUUACUUCCCUUACUAUGGAAAAAUAGCCCAGCCCUCAUACAUGAACCCACUCGUGGCGGUGAAAUUCAACAGCCUUGAGAAAAAUAAAUUGCUCAAGAUUGAGUGCAGAGUGGUAGCAGAUAAAAUCAGUGCUGACAACAUUCAUGACCCGUAUGAGGGGAAGGUAGAAUUCGAGAUCGAGAUUAAAAAUGGUACUGCUGUGAACAAGUGAAAAUCUGCAUGUACAAAAGCUAAACAUUCAGAAGAAAAGAGUAGCAAGAACUCAAAACAUAGCAACCAUGAUGACAAUAGACUGAAACUCUGAAGGCCCAUGUGGCAGUCUCUCUAUUUCUGAACAAUCCUUUACUGUAUGUGUAGCAUAAAACUUGCAUGUAAUAUUAGGUACGACUCUGAGAGUUGGCAUGAAUCUUCUUUUGCUUCAUAAUUCUCAAACAAAAGUGCAGUAUACAGGGUGUGUGGGCUCAUCAGUGGUACAAGAAAUAAUAUUUGGGGUCCUACAAAUUGUAUUUCCUGUAGACAGACCAUGGCAUAAAUACAUACUGUCAUGUCAUCAUACCUACCCUCAACUGGUUUAUGUA
Molecule: messenger RNA, 1374 nt
Organism: Erpetoichthys calabaricus (reedfish)
Lineage: Eukaryota; Metazoa; Chordata; Cladistia; Polypteriformes; Polypteridae
Product: potassium-transporting ATPase subunit beta-like
Exons: 7
Coding region: 105-1007 (300 amino acids)
Biological process (GO): potassium ion import across plasma membrane; intracellular potassium ion homeostasis; sodium ion export across plasma membrane
Cellular component (GO): sodium:potassium-exchanging ATPase complex
Molecular function (GO): ATPase activator activity
Source: RefSeq, a predicted model, not a curated record